AUGGAAACCGCAGCUCCCGCAGCAGCAGAUGCGGGGCAGCUCCUAUGGUGCAUAUGCAGUACCAGGCCCACCGCCACCGCCGUACGACUCGGCAAGCGCUUCCAACAUGGACCUCCAGUUGCAGUGACGCUUUCCUUCUCUUUGAGAAGAUCUCGCUCCAAAGAGACUGUAGAUGGGAACGACUCCCGUAUCAACUGCCUGAAGCGAAGAGGGGCCGACUACUUCGCGCUAAAGAGGGAGAAGAACAAGCCGCUGUCCCGCGAGUCGAUCAAGGCCUGCGCUCGCGCCAUCCUCCUCGUAGUAGCCGGGCUCCAUGCGAAGGGUCUCGUCCACUUGGACUUGAAGCCCGAGAACUUGAUGAUGUUUAACGGGCGGUUGAAGCUCAUCGAUGUGGACGGCUGCGUUCCCAUCGACAGUGAAGUCUCGAUCAACGACUCGUCCAUCUCUUUCUCGCCGUGCUACUGCGCGCCAGAGUGGGCCAGGUUCUUGAUCGAUGAGGCUGAGUCCAAGAUCAUCGCCAAGCCCCACCUGGACGUGUGGAGCAUUGGCAUCACGCUUUGCGAGCUCGUGACGCUGGAUGCGAUUUUGAAGCCCAUGUACGGCAACUUCCUUCGCAACGGGCACUCGCACCGAGAAGCAGGUUUCCUCUUCAUGGACUGGCUUGGCCACAUCACGCGUGCGCCGGUUCCCAAGAGCAUCGAGCGAUUCGACCGCGACUUCCACAAGCUUAUUGUGGAGUCCCUCCUAGUCUGCGACCUCACGAAGAGGAAGUCGCUGGCCCAGUGCCUCUCCGACCCAUACGUCGUGGAGUCCGGGAAAUCUGAGUCGACAGAGCUGGAAGGUGGCGAGAAGGUGGUGCGACAGGCUCGGCAGCGCUUCGAGGACACCUCCAGCAAGGCUCCGCUCUACAAGGGCACCUUGUGGAAGCUCAACACAGAUGGCAAGGCAGAAGAUGCCACGCACUGGCUCAAGCGAGACAUGUGGGUCGCCUGCGACGGCUCUCUGUGCUACUUCAGCAUCAAGGAGAACAAGCGCCUGGUUCUCCUGGAUGGUAUCAAAAUCUCCGGUGCCAAGGUCACUACGCUGCCAAACGCUGCGCGCGAGUUUGCUUUCCGGCUCGACUGUGUCAACAGCGACGACCAUGAGAAGGAUAUCUCCAUGUGCUUCUCCGCUGAGUCCGAGCAGGAGUACCAGAAGUGGCGGUCCCUGCUGUCGCAGGCCUCCAACCUGGAAGGUGCCAUGCAGACCAUCCGCUUGGGUGGCACAGUGGCCGAUGAGCUGAAGCAGUUCAGGCUCGCGGUGAAGAACCGCCGGAUGAAGGUUGGUGAGGACACCAAGGACCAGUUUGCCCCCAUCUUCAAGGCGAAGCUGCGGAAGGUCAAAGCAGAAGGCGACCGCAAGAAGGUCGAUGACUGGUUUGAGCGCGAGAUGUGGAUCGCCAAAAACGGCAGUCUGGUCUACUGGAGCAAGAAGGAAGACCGAGAGCUGGUGUACUACACUGCGAACGACAUUGCACAAGCAAAGUUUGUGCUGAUCGACAACGAGGACACUUUUCACCCGUGGGCGUUCCAGGUGCAGUUGGCGUCCUCCGGAGGCAUCGAGUUUGCACCCGGCGAGUUCGCUGCUGAGUCAGAGGCCAGCCGCGAUCGAUGGAUCUCCGAACUGGCGCAGUUCAAGCACGCCUAA
Messenger RNA from Symbiodinium necroappetens, 1686 nucleotides. The record is from the annotation of a GenBank genome assembly. Lineage: Eukaryota; Dinophyceae; Suessiales; Symbiodiniaceae.